This is a messenger RNA of Leptopilina heterotoma, 2574 nucleotides long. RefSeq lists its product as uncharacterized. Gene Ontology annotation, molecular function: DNA binding. The transcript has 7 exons. Gene Ontology annotation, biological process: negative regulation of DNA-templated transcription. The record is from RefSeq and is a predicted model, not a curated record. Bases 953 to 2539 code for a protein of 528 amino acids. NCBI's taxonomy places the organism in Eukaryota, Metazoa, Arthropoda, Insecta, Hymenoptera, Figitidae.
GUCAACAAAUUAAAAAAUAUACUUACGAUUUAUUUAUCAAACUUUUUAUUAUAAUUAUUGAGAAUAAAUUCAAUAUCACUUUCGAUAACGAUCAGCAAAUUUCUUUAUACAUUUCAACCACAUUCAACGUAUAAAUUUUGUAUACAUAUUACGUAUAUUUAUGUAAAUGCUUUGAUACAGUUUCUCAACUUCUGUGCAAUUUAUUUGAUUGGUCCGUUCCACUAGUAACCUACUAAAUGACCAAUCAAAAUUGGUCUGUAAAGAUACACUAACUUUCAGGGGUGUCAAAACAAACCUGUGUCAAGUGUUCAUUUAUUAUAUUACAGAACGUCAAGAAGAAUAAAUAUGAAAAAAUUGCAGUAUUAAGUAAUAUAAAAGUUGCAAUAUUAAUUUAUAAAUUUCUGUUAUUUUAGCUACUUACUACAAAAGAAAAUUCUAAUCGAAAUUUUUGACUGCGGAAAUUCACGCAUAAAUAAGCUUUGUGUGUGGAGUAUCGCCGCCCCUGCUUAGUUUUCAAAUGUUUCGACAUGCGCAUUACUCAAAUCUUUUAUUAUUUUCUGCCACCGACAAUAGUGCACGUGCAAAACCGGCAUCAUAGAAAAAAUUCGAAACUGUGAAUGUUUUUGUGGUUUAAAAAGUUGUACAAAAAAUAAGUACUAUUUCUUACGUUUACUUACCUGUGAUUUCAUAUUUUGAAAUUUUUUUCUGUAGACUUCAGAAUUUCAAGGUAUACUUUUGCCGAACAAGUCGAUGCACGUUUUCACAAUAAAAAUAUAUGUCAAUAUUGUGAUUAUAUACGCGCGUAUAGUAUGUAAAACAAUUUUCGGUUUUUUUUCGGAAAUCACAAGUAGAAACUCUUUUUCUACUUGAAUCUUGAAUCAGCACAAAUGUGAAAAUAAUACGCCAAAUUCUGGGGACGAUUUGUUUGUAUUAAAAAUUCGACAAAUACAUAAUGUUUUUUUACGUGCAAUAUUUAAGUGGAAGUAGAAGAGGUACAAAAAGGUUUCUCACAGAUGCUGAUUUUAAAAAGCCUCCAAUGGUAGAAAAUGCUGAUUCAGUAAAUAAAAAGAAGAAAUAUAAAGUUGUUGGUACAGAAAACAUUUUUGAUAAUGUUGCUAUAUUAUUCGCUGCAGACAACCUAGGAGUACUACAAAGAAUUGUAGCAAAUAGUAGACCACGAUUCAAUAAUAAACUUUUGGAUUCAGCAUCCUCAUCGUCGGAAGCACCUUCAACUAGUGGCAAAUUUAAGAAAAGUGCUCAAGCUGCCAGAGCUGCGGAAAUUAAAAAGCAAAUUGCUGAUAAACAAAAUGCACUGCGUUCAAAGCAAAAUAUCAUUGAUUUAGGAAGCCCGUCCUCAAGUUCCAAAAAUCAAAAUGACCAAUUACCGUCAAAAAAAACCUCGGAAAUUAAAAAGCAAAUUGCUGAUAAACAAGACGAAUUGCGUUCAAAACCAAAAAAUAUUGAUUCAGGAAACCCGUCCUCAAGUUCCGAAAAUCAAAAUGACCAAUUACCGUCAAGAAAAACCUCUGUUGAAAAAUCAAAGAUUGAUCAUAGCUCGUCCAUACCACAAACAAUCAAGGAACCAGUUCUCAUGUCUCCAUUAAUGGAUGUGAGUGACUUUAUUCCUCAAGAAACUAAUUUUUCUAUUGGAAACGAAAUUCUGACAGCGGACGCAAAUGUAGUUUGCAAUAAUUUAUCUUGCAAUUUACGAAUUUUUAAUAACGAACAAACAGUUAACAAUGUAACUAAGCUUUUGGAGCAACAGUUGAGAAUAGUAGAAGAACAACGCAUUGAGAUACAACAUUUAAAUGAAAAUAUCAAAGAGUUAAAUGAGAAAUUGCAGCAAAAAGGCGACGAAUUUCAAGCAACGUUGCUCAAGGACAAUAACUCUACCACUCUCCGUUCUCCAUAUCCUCCUUCUGGAUUUUUGCGAGCGUCAGAUGAUCACAUCCAUCUUGGUAAAGGAAUUUGGCUGCCAAAAGUAAAGUACAAUGAAGCUUGUAACGCAGACUCACCCUCUCUUUUUGUAAAAAUGAUGUGUGACAUGCUAUUCACACCUGAAGAACUUAAAGAAUCUACACUCACAGGAAAACCUAGUAACAGGCAAAAAAAAUCUCCGAGGAAUCCAAAAAAAUUGGAUGCAACUAAAGUUUUAAGCAUCAAAGAAAUAACAAGACACUGGUUGGAAACUUGUGUGCAUUAUUCUGAUGAACUUGUGGACAUAGAAGUGGAAAGUGUAAAAAAAUACAUUGGUGCAAAAAUUGCAGAUUUGAAUCGACCUUUGAUUCCAAAACAAAAGUCAAAGAAAAAAAAGAGUAAUAAUCAUGUUGAUCAUGAAGAAUCAUCUGAUAUUCUAAAAGAAGAAAUCAUAGAUUUAGACUCGGAUUUGGAUAAUCUUCCAUCAAGCAAAAGUGAUGACAAGGAGGAGACAGACAAUGAGAUGGAAGAUGAGCUAGACAUUGAGAAUCCUGGUGCAUCCAAAAUGGCAAACUUCGACGAGAAAUUAGGAUACAUUGGAGAUUUAGCAAAAGAUUCUUAAACAUGUUUUCUCGUAAACACUUUAUAAAGCUUUUA